This is a messenger RNA of Rhizophagus irregularis DAOM 181602=DAOM 197198, 765 nucleotides long. NCBI's taxonomy places the organism in Eukaryota, Fungi, Glomeromycota, Glomeromycetes, Glomerales, Glomeraceae. The record is from RefSeq and is a predicted model, not a curated record.
AUGGGUUUUUUUAACGCUACACAACAGACUGAAUUAAAUUUAUGCUUUGGAGGAUCUCCAUCUGUUUAUAUCGCAAAUUGGAAGAAUACGUCAACAAUGUACGCAAUUAAAAAAUCAGUCAAUAACAAAGAGGUGUGGCUAUUAAAAGAUGAAAAAAAAUAUUUGCUUAUUCUCGAAUAUGCGGAUGGUGGGACAUUAGGAAAAUAUCUAAGGAACAAUACUAUUGAAUGGAAGAACCAAUUAAGGUUUGCAAAAGAAAUCGCAAGUGCAAUUUGUUGGUUACAUGAUACAAAGAAAAUCGUACACGGAGAUUUUCACCCUAAUAAUAUUUUAGUUCACAAAGAUGCGGUAAAGCUAGCAGAUUUUGGUCGUUCAUCAUGUCUAAAAGGGUCAGGUUAUUAUAAUAUUCAAGUAUGGGGAGUAGUACCUUAUGUGGAUCCUAAAAUGCUCAAUCAAAAAAUUCUGCAUAAGAUAAACGAGAAAUCAGAUAUAUAUAGUUUAGGAGUUAUAUUCUGGGAGCUAACUAGCCGCUCAUCACCAUUUGAUGGCCUUGAAGGUGAUCAUAUUACAUAUAAAAUACUUAGUGGUGUAAGAGAAGAACCUGUUCUGAACACGAAUGUUAAAUUUAUUAGACUUUAUCAAAAAUGCUGGGAACAAGAGCUGGAUGAACGACCAAAUAUUUUCGAAAUAAAUGAAACACUUAGUAUAAUUGAUUUUAAAAACGAUAAUGUGCCUACUGUUCCUUAUUCCAAAGGAAGAAAGUAA